Molecule: messenger RNA, 618 nt
Organism: Aspergillus chevalieri
Lineage: Eukaryota; Fungi; Ascomycota; Eurotiomycetes; Eurotiales; Aspergillaceae
Product: peptide-methionine (R)-S-oxide reductase
Exons: 2
Coding region: 1-618 (205 amino acids)
Biological process (GO): response to oxidative stress; protein repair
Molecular function (GO): peptide-methionine (R)-S-oxide reductase activity
Source: RefSeq, a predicted model, not a curated record
AUGCGCUUCCAGCGUCUGACUGCCGCGCUCCGAACAUUCUCGAUUCCCCUUCGAUCCCAAACCACCGCAUCUCCAUCUCACUACUUUGGCAAACUACCCCUUCCAGUAUCCGGAGCGACAGUCCUCAAAGCAGCUCCUACCGUUCCCUUCAUCGGAUCUCUCUUCAGUUCAAGCGCGAGAGCUGAAUCCAGCGACAACAUGUCCUACCCCGACCAGCGCAGCGACGAUGAGUGGAGGGCCGUUUUGAGUCCUGAACAAUUCCGCAUCCUCCGCGAAAAAGGCACCGAACGCCCUUACACCGGCGCCUACGACGCCCACUACCCCUCAAACGGCGUCUAUACCUGUGCCGGCUGCGACGCGCCCCUCUACAAAGCCAACCACAAGUUCAAGUCCGGCUGCGGCUGGCCCGCAUACUUCGAUUCGGUUCCUGGUGCUGUGAAGAGGUUCACGGAUAGUUCGUUUGGGAUGGAGAGGACGGAGAUUGUGUGUAGUAACUGUGGGGGGCAUUUGGGGCAUGUAUUCAAGGGAGAGGGGUAUCCGACGCCGACGGAUGAGAGGCAUUGUGUGAAUAGUGUUAGUUUGAGGUUUACGGAGGGGGAUGAGAAGGCGAAGGCGUAG